UAGCUGGAUGGGAGGAGAGGGAGUCAAGCCAGGACAAACAUGGUAUGAAAUGACCCUUUCUAUUCUUGUUUCUAGGCGAAAGAAACUGCUAGUCUGUAUGUUUAAGAACUGUCAGUAUAGAGUAGUUAAUGUGGCUUGGAAAUUAUUAAAACCGACUGAGGUUAGCCUCAAAUAAUGAAUGCAAACGCAACCCUCUCGUUAGCGUUAGGUAACUAGCUCACCGCGAGCUAACUGACUCGCUUAGUUAGCGUGCUAAGCUCGCUAGUCCUCAACUGACAAACAAAAUAGCAUACUUUGAAGCAACAGCAGCUUUGUGCCAGAGUGGGCAGGCUCUCGUUUCUAGUUUUACUUCCUCAUGCUAAGAUUCCAGCUCACUGCCAUUCAACACAUUGCAGCAGUCUUGUUACCACUAUCAGUUUUAGUAUUUUCCUUUUAAAAAAAAAACAAUGUUUGUAAAGCGAAAAACUAGCCUGCUAUUUGUAUGUAUCGUGUAAAACGUUACAAGCAAAAUCACAGACGCAAGCUUUUGAUGUUUUAGCUAUCAAAUCGUGACAAACGUGUGAAUUACUAAUUCGGAGAAAAGAAGUGUGUAAUACUACUGGUUCUCCAACAUCUGUGUGGAAUUGAUGCGGUGUGUGUGUAUUGUGUUGAUGUAGAACAAGCUGAAGUCCUCUCAGAAGGAUAAAGUUCGUCAGUUUGUGAUUUUCACACAAUCAAACGAGAAGACCGCAGUGGCUUGCCUGUCUCAAAAUGACUGGAAACUAGACGUUGCCACGGACAAGUUUUUCCAAAAUCCAGAGCUUUAUGCUUCGAAUCUGAAGGGGGCCUUGGACAAGAGGAAGCUUGAGCAGCUGUACAGCAGAUACAGAGAUCCUCACGAUGACAACAAAAUAGGCAUCGAUGGGAUCCAGCAGUUCUGUGACGACCUGAGUCUGGACCCUGCCAGUAUAAGUGUCCUUCUCAUUGCCUGGAAGUUCAGGGCAGCAACGCAGUGCGAGUUUUCAAAACAAGAGUUUAUGGAUGGCAUGUCGGACCAGGGGUGUGACAGCAUAGAGAAGCUAAAAGCUCAGCUGCCAAAGAUGGAGCAAGAGUUAAAGGACCAAGGGAAAUUUAAGGACUUUUACCAGUUUACAUUUAAUUUUGCCAAGAAUCCUGGCCAGAAAGGCUUGGGGGCAUGGCCCGUCCUUAUUGAUGACUUUGUGGAGUUUGCACGGCCGCACAUCGGGACCAAAAGUACGGCGGUUUGAGGGCUGGUUUUCCACAUCCGAGGUUUCUACCAUCAGGACGGCAGUAAAUGGAGGACAAGUGAACCGCACUGAGCUGAGAACUCCGUUGCCUUUUCAACACUCAGGACUGAAAUAUUUUACACUUCAGAGACUUUAUAAAGAUGUGUCUGUUUGUACACACACAUAAAAGGCAUAUUUCUUUGCUGGUCAGCUCGUGGCUGUAUCAGAACUUUCAUCUAUAAAGUAUUGAGCUUCUGUGCACUCAAGCCAACUGGAGAGGAUUUAACAUCAUGGCCCAUGUCGUUCCCAGAUGUGGUUGGGUGCGAAGACGGGUAGUUCCACACGCCUAAAUUGUUACGAAAACUCAAGAGUUUGCAAAGGGUUAUUCUUUAAAUAUUGAAUUUUAUUACUGGUGUGCAUUCUUAAUUUCAUUUUUUUUGUUUUAUGAUACAUUUGUGUGACAAGUCAGUAUAAAACAUUGAUUGUAAUUUUUUAGAAUCACGAUGCUGUGCGAACACAAAUGUAUGGAGAUAAAAAUAAAUGUUUCAAUUCAAUGUCUUUAACCAAACUUCUGUGCAGUUUGGGCUGAUAAAGAACAUAAACAAGGUCAUGUAUCAAAAGUAAUUGGACAGUUGACUCAAAGGCUAUUUUAUGAGCAGGUGUGGACAAUUAAUUCGCUAUGUCUUUAUCAAUUAUGCAGAUAAAAUAAGAUAUGUGACACGGAACAGAAGCAGUCAAAUGAAUUUGGAGAUUUUCAGACAUGUGUCUGCUCAAAUUAGCUUCGUGGAGUCAAACUGACAGGCAGCAUUUCAUAAACCAGAUAGAAAAUGACUUCAAACACAGCCAUG
This is a messenger RNA of Menidia menidia (Atlantic silverside), 2074 nucleotides long. The record is from the annotation of a GenBank genome assembly. Lineage: Eukaryota; Metazoa; Chordata; Actinopteri; Atheriniformes; Atherinopsidae.